UUCCACGGCAAGUGUCAACAAAGAUUCCCAUAGUUCUGAACUCCAGACCUUCCACGACUCUACUUCCAGUUCCAACGGAUCCGUUUCCAUUCGUGCUGUCCGAUGCGCACUAAAAUGGGAACCUGCUACUGCCCAGAUAUACGAGUGUCACGUAUGAGUCGCGGUGGUUUGGCAGUUUAUAAUAGCCUAUUGCUGGCAUAGACCAUCACAAACAGUCGCUCGGGAACCAUUCGCAACAUUUAUUCCACAAUGAGUUAUCUCCGUUUCAAGCUCUUUAUCCUGUUCAGUUUUUGCUUUCAUUGCUCACUGCAGCAGUUCGUUCCCUUUCCGGACACCGAUCCCAUGCCAGGCAACUAUCUGCAGUCGGAGAGCGACGGCGACGAUUUGGAGUGGAGUCAGGCGAACUGGCAAUUGGUGAUUCCCUGGCUGCUGCAGCUCCAGCAGGUACGUCUCUGUGUGGCAGUCUCCAGAUUUGACCAGCAACUGGUGCACGGAACACCCUGUGCGGGACUGCUCGAUGCUGGCCCGCUCAUGGCCAGCUGCGACAUCGGUCACAUUGAAGAUCUCAGUGUUACCAUGCGCGACGCCUUCGGACCAAUGCUGUUCGACACCAUGCAAAAGUGCCGUCCUGGCUUGGAGCUCUUUGGUGUACGUUGCAGGCGUAGGGCAUGAAGUCCCAGAAAUCCAUUAGAAAUUUAAAAUAAAUAAAUGAGAAUAUCAUCAAAA
Molecule: messenger RNA, 726 nt
Organism: Drosophila subobscura
Lineage: Eukaryota; Metazoa; Arthropoda; Insecta; Diptera; Drosophilidae
Exons: 1
Coding region: 250-672 (140 amino acids)
Source: RefSeq, a predicted model, not a curated record